ACACAAACCUAAACCAAAUACUUGCUGUUCGUGUGUUUUUUCUCUCGACAACUAUGUCUUUGCCAUGGGAACACGGUUCUACGACUUUGACUGGAGAUGGUGUUACUCUCCCCCACCCGGAUUCAGUGCAGAACUGGGAGGAUAACAUGACCACAUGGCCCAGCAUAACCUUCGCCAAGAUCAUCUCCUACUUCUCGGACUCCAUGGCAAUCGAUGGGAAAGCUUCUGAGGCUUUUCAAUACCUGCACAGCAACAAAGUCGGGUGUCUCAUGUCCUACAAACAUGAUCGUUUUGUUUUUUUUAAAGCAAAUGUCAAGCCUAGCCAGUCUUUAAACAAUUUGUGGCAUAAUGCUUGGGUGCUGGUAACCGAAGCUGGAGAUGUGAAAACGGCGGGAUGUUCGUGUGUUGCUGGACCAGGGAGAUCGUGUUCCCAUGCAGCUGCGAUCCUAUGGAAGGUAGAAAAUGCUGUGAGACAGGGGAAAACCAGGCUUGCCUGCACUGAUGGACAGAACCAGUGGAAUGCUGGGUCCAAAAGAAAUGCUGGUCAGAGGAAGAUGAAGGAUGUGCGCUCCAAACGUCACCACAGGCAGGAUGUUUACCGGCUGCCACAAACUUUACAGGCAGCUUCUACCGCUCCAGAACCGGCACGGGAGGUGAAAGUCUUUAGGACUCAUGAAGAGUGGAGGAAAAACAUGCUUUCCUCGCCUAUGGCAGAACUUUUCAUGUGCCCUGGAAAUAGCCUCCUGAAGCUCUGCAUUAAUGCAGAUACCUCCACCAUCACCGAACCGACAAUAAUGGUCAACACACAUGGGGUAAAAAAUAAAAUAAAUACAAAAAACACAAGAUUGGGAAAAAACAUACACUCUUAAAGAAUAUAGAAGGGAACAGUGGAUAAUUGACCAAGUUAUUUAGUAAGAUUAAAUUAUUGCACUGUGGUUGACAGAUUAUUGCACAUAUGAUGACCAUUUCAAUGAAUAAAUAAGUAUUCCUGUUCAAUAAAAAGGAAAAACAGCAAGUGGUUACUAUGUUGGAUAGUGGCUACCUGUUACAUCCUCCCCCAAGUGAGGAGUUGUACAGCCUGAUGGCCUGAGGGACAAAGGAGUGCUUUAGUCUGUUAGUCUGUUAGCCCUGCAUUUGAGCAGGCUCCUCUGGUUGCUGAUGACGGUGUGCAGAGGGUGGUUGUUAAUGUCCAUAAUAUCCAGCAGUUUGUUCAGUGUCAGAGUUUUCAAACCACAGACCAUUGUGAAAUAAAAGUGUCAUGAAAUAAAUAAAUGUACACAAUUAUAAAAUACAAAUGUCAUGAAAUAAACAA
Messenger RNA from Cololabis saira (Pacific saury), 1312 nucleotides. RefSeq lists its product as uncharacterized. NCBI's taxonomy places the organism in Eukaryota, Metazoa, Chordata, Actinopteri, Beloniformes, Belonidae. The coding region runs from base 54 to 869 and encodes 271 amino acids. Gene Ontology annotation, molecular function: zinc ion binding. The transcript is spliced from 2 exons. The record is from RefSeq and is a predicted model, not a curated record.